Molecule: messenger RNA, 2928 nt
Organism: Procambarus clarkii (red swamp crayfish)
Lineage: Eukaryota; Metazoa; Arthropoda; Malacostraca; Decapoda; Cambaridae
Product: kalirin
Source: RefSeq, a predicted model, not a curated record
AAGCAGUGAUAUUCAACCCAAAUAAUGAACGAAGGUCUAAGACAAACUGGGUUGUCCAGUAAGCAUUUGAUGGAAGCGGAGCAUAAGGCUACAGGAGGAGCUCCAAGAACCGACAAGCCCACAGUCAGCCCUGAGGAUUAUCCAAGCUGUUUACACGGAAGACCCCAGCAGUAGCCCUGGCACUACCAGCCUAGCCCUCUGACACUACCACUUCUACUGGUGCAAGGAGGAGCGUGAGGGAGCAUGGAAAGCCCGUCCUCCUACGUGGGGCUGCUCCUGGGGCUGGUGGAGGUGAAGUGCACCAUGGCAGACCUGAGCAGGGAGCAGAGACUGGACCUGACCAAGAUGUGUCACGAUGUUAUCUGCAGCCGUGACCGGGUAAAGGCGGCUGGCCACGGCGUGCUGGGACAAGUAGAGAAGAACAACGCCAGCGUGGAAAUUUUCUUGGAUAAGGAGACCAUUCAGGUUUUCAUUGGCAAAAUAUUGAUCACUAAGCACAAAGUGGUGAGCAUCAGUGUGCUGAACGCCAUCCGGGGGACCCAGGGCCAACUAGUCUUCAUCGGCCGAUGCCAGCUGGCCAAGCAGCGUCUGGCCGUGGUGCUCAACUUCGUCUCGGAGAAACAGGCACAAGAGUUCAUUCAGAAUUACCAAAUGGUGAAGGCUAACUCAGUCGAGACUUUGCCCCCCAACAGCCAACCCAUUCGUCCGCUGCCGAGACCGCCGGGAAAGAAGCCUGCCAUCCCUCCACCAGAUUACGAGGAAAUUAUACCUGCAGCGCCCAUUGGACAGAUCUACGAAGACGUUGAUUCACCGCCAUCACGACCUCCGAGUCACUCGAUGGCCAAGAGACCCCUGCCGGAGAUACCACGACCGCCACCACCAGCUCCGAAGUACGAAGCUCCCUACAGGAGUCCUCCUCCUCCUAUCCCAGAACGAUACGAGAAUCCAGAAGAACUAGUGAAGUCAUUGCCUCCAACGCGUUUCAGAUCCUUCGCUGACCCCAACGUUGAUGUGUAUAACUGGUCAGAGGACGAGCUCAGCUAUGAGGAAGUUGGUGAACAGUAUUAUGAAUCGAUAGGGAUUGACGUAAAGGAUGCUGAGCAAAUCUAUAUGAGUACAUCAUUGAUUAAAGAGGAGGAAGACGAGCCGCAACAACAAGCUCCUUGUGAAAAGCCUCACAAGGAAGAGAAGAAGCAAGAGGAGAAAAAGCAGGCAGAGGUGGAAGAAGAGGAGCCAGAGACGACUUUGGAAGAGGAUAUUGACUCUUUCCUCAGAGACGAGUAUAAAUUCAAAAGCACUUUUUGGAGGAUUAGAGAAGCAAUAUUUUCGCUCUCACGUGAACUACAGAUUCUCCUUCGAGGGACGGAAAUGCUGGCUGACAUCCAGAACGACAUGUAUGUGGAGCUGCAUGAGGGUUGUAAGUCACCUUCCAGAAUCGCCCAGGUAUUCAUUUCCCGGAAAGCUCAAUUGGAACGGUACAAAUACUACUUAUUGAACUCCCCGAAAAUCAGCAGACUCAUAGAAGCACAGCCUGAGGGAGUGAAGCAGAUGUUCCCUAGGUUACAGGAAGAUGUAAGAAGUUCCUGGAAAAGGUUAUAUUUCUACUCCAAGAGCAUGGAGAAGAUGCUGGCUACUGCUCCUCCUCAAGACGCACCAAUCAUCCAGGAAGCACUCCACAUGCUUAGGGACCUAACCCGUCAGGCAGACUCGGGUAUUUUGAUGGACGCAGUCAAGGGAGCCCCCUUCAACCUCCACGAUCUUGCUCCCCUGUUUCUUCACAGUUCUUUCCACAUAAAGAGCUCAUCCUUGGAAAAGCGAAAGACGGACUACCGCGUGCUGCUCUUCGCGGAGUUGCUGGUAGUGACGGUGCCCAGAGUGGAUAAAUACGAGUACGUAGACUUUAUUCCCACUAGAAGGUUAAGAGUUCUGCCUACGAAGGACGAAAGAGCAUUUGUGCUCGAGACAAUGUAUCCAGGGGAAAGGGAGCCAAGAAGCUACGGGUUACGCGCUCCCAGCGUGGAAUCUAAGCAGGUAUGGAUAAAGAUGAUGAAACACAUACUAAGGGAACACAAGGGUAUGUAUGAUCACAGAAAAAUAUCAGGCUUACGCAAAUAGAUGCAUUUGUCAUGUCGUUUUGUAGAUACUGUGAGUAAUGCAAGGGUCUGUCUACAAAAAUCUGAGACUAGGAUGAGCUUUAAUGAAACAUUCAAGUGAUUUUUAGAAUAAUGAAUUCAAAGUGACGAUAAUUUCACCAUUUGCCGGAGAAUGUUAGUGUUAGAUGGUGUCAUCAUGGAAGAAUGUUUAGGUAUGUGUUUUUUUAUAUAUCUGGCAACAUGUAUUUGUUUUGUGGCACAUGUGGCAGCACAUCUGUCUUCUGGUACACAAUAUGAGACCAUAUCUACAUUUAUAUACAUGAAGCCUAAGUAUAUUUUCUGACAUGUGGAUAGCGAAACGUGAAUUUAUAUGUACAAAAUUCAAGUUAUAUACUAAUUUGGAUAAUAUUAACUAAGCAAUAACAUAAAAUCUAUAAUAUAUUGAUUCCCUUUGUAAUGAUGUGAUAACUAUACAUUAUUUGCACUAUAAAUAUACUUAAUGUUAGUGUAACCAAUCCAGAGAAAACUUUGGACUAGGCUUGAGUUGACGAAUGCUGAACAUGGAGUUGGAUUAUUGCAUAAUAAUAACAUUAUGUACUGUGUGGUGACUUCAUUGUAUAUGCUGCCGCAAGAAUCGAAUGAAAGCUUGUGAGAUAUUUCUAGAUACAAGUAAUGUUAAUACCCAGUUUUGCAAUUAUGUUGUUAUAUGACGUGAAAAAAACUUUUCACGUGGUAAAUGACUUGAAGUGGCGAUUUUGGGUCCCAUCUUGUUCUUUAUAUUAACGAAAGGCUGCUUUGUUGUAACUCAUUUGUAAAUAAAUGUGGUAACGCAUAA